CAAGAGCCCAAUUUCCUACCUACUCGAAAUACAUCAAAAGAAAAUUUAUGUUAUCGAUGUUGCGCCCGAACAUGAUUUUCCACAAAGUAUUCAAGACUUAACGACUCUACCCAAUAAUAGCGGCGAAACUGCACAAGCAUCUGUAAGUUCAAUCGAAGAAUUCCAAGCAACUAUUGAGCUCAAGUGCGCAACAGAACUCAAGGAGGUGACCAAUUCGCUCCAGAAAACAAUACACAAAUUCGUCCUAGCAGCUUUUAUUCCAAACCUACUUAACGAGAAACACGUCAUGCAAAUAACAUUUCCACACGAUGACGUAACUCCCGUUCUUCAAUUGCUCUGUCAAUCGAUUCCCACGCGAGAUCAAGAGGAAAUUAAAGAUGAAUUGGAUCAGAUUAAUCCGACGACGGGAAACGCGAUUCUGCGUCAAUACGGAAAUCGGAUUACCGAACAUAUGAAUAAUUUUUAUAAUCAUUUGGGAUUACGGUUCGAGAACAUCGAGGAUGAGAAUCCGGGAAUAAUGGUUUUCUAUGAAGGAGAUCUUGACUUUGAGAAAAUCUGGACGAGAUUUCUUGAUUUAAUUGAAACAAAUAGUGAAAAUCACGUAAAUACACGAUAA
Molecule: messenger RNA, 616 nt
Organism: Ambispora leptoticha
Lineage: Eukaryota; Fungi; Glomeromycota; Glomeromycetes; Archaeosporales; Ambisporaceae
Source: the annotation of a GenBank genome assembly